Messenger RNA from Mytilus trossulus (common blue mussel), 1724 nucleotides. RefSeq names its product peptide methionine sulfoxide reductase MsrA 2-like. The coding region runs from base 147 to 908 and encodes 253 amino acids. The record is from RefSeq and is a predicted model, not a curated record. Gene Ontology annotation, biological process: cellular response to oxidative stress. Gene Ontology annotation, molecular function: peptide-methionine (S)-S-oxide reductase activity. The transcript is spliced from 6 exons. NCBI's taxonomy places the organism in Eukaryota, Metazoa, Mollusca, Bivalvia, Mytilida, Mytilidae. Gene Ontology annotation, cellular component: cytoplasm.
CAGCUAAUAAAAUUUAAAAAAAGUUAUAUUUUUGUUCGGAGUCAAGUGCUUAUUUUGGGUUAAAGUGAACGAUAGGAUUUUCCCUAUAACCUCGUUUUCAUCUGUCAACACACAGUUCAAGAAAUGGUUGCAUCAACAUCUGGGUUAUGAAUCUUUUGCCACGAAGUGCCUCCUUGUUUAUAGUUGUGACACAGUUAUUUAAGACAGGACCACCAACAGCAAGCUUCUUUUCUAUGGGAGAAAUGUCAUCAAAGAUCCAGAUGCCUCAGAAGGAUGAAGCCCUUGCAGGUAGACUAGAGAAAAUGGUGGUAUCACCUAAACAUGCGGUAAAUGGUAAUACUAUCAAAGAACCAUUCCCUGAAGGCAUGGAGAUGGCAAUGUUUGGACUUGGAUGUUUUUGGGGAGCAGAAAGAAAGUUUUGGAAACACAAAGGAGUAUUUUCUACUAUGGUAGGAUAUUCUGGUGGAUUUACACCUAACCCUACAUAUAAAGAAGUUUGUUCAGGUGGAACAGGUCAUAAUGAAGUAGUCAGACUUGUGUUUGAUCCAAAGAAAACAUCUUAUGCAGAUAUUUUAAAGUUAUUUUGGGAAAGUCAUAACCCAACACAUGGAAUGAGACAAGGAAAUGAUGUUGGCACCCAGUAUAGGUCAGGAAUCUAUUACUAUGGGGACCAGCAAGAACAGGAAGCUAAGGAAUCUCGUACAGCCUAUCAAAAACUUUUAACAGAAAAAGGCCAUGAUAAAAUAACAACUGAAAUAUUACCUGCUGAAGAGUUUUACUACGCUGAGGACUAUCAUCAACAAUAUUUACAUAAAAAUCCAAACGGAUAUUGUGGACUUGGGGGCACUGGUGUUUCAUGUCCUAUAGGUCUGUUUGCAAAAAAGUCUAAUGCCAAAGAAGAAUUGUGAUUCAAUUUUUUCCCCCCGAAGAUUUCACAUUCAUUGCAUAGUUUGAAUAAUGUAUUUCUUGAUUAAUUAAUUAUUAUUAUCUAACUUUAUUUUUAUUGUAAUAAAAAACAGAAUAGUAAUUAAUUCACCAUUAUAGAAAAGGUCCUAGAAUAUAUUAUCACACAAUAGCAAUAUGUUGGUGAAAUGCAGAUUAAAAAAACUUAGAAAAAAAUGAAGAUGUUGGAAUGUUAAAGUUAAAAAAUAUCAAUAGCUUAUUUUUGAUAUUUUAUGUUCGAUUGUUUUCAAUUCAGGAACUAUUGUGUUAGGGCAUAUUUUUCAAUAAAUCAGUGUUGUGGAACUUUAUAUUAACCCUUUCCUCCAUUGAAUUUUAUUUUUUGCAUACUUGAUUUCGCAUAGGAUUUUUUAAUGAAAUUCUGAAAAUAUGAUUUCAAGUAUUAAUGCAUUGCGAAAAACAAAUAUUUCAUCAAAUAAAUUUAAGUAAGAUAUUCCUACGAUAUUCCUUUUCAUAUUGGAUACAAAUUUUAUUUAGUCUACUGCAGACACUUUGUAGUCAAAGCGUUUUAACUAAGGUACUACACAGGCUUCAAAAGUCGUCAUUAUGGAGUAAAGGGGGUGGCGUCAAAAGGCGUCACUAUGGAGGAAAGGGUUAAGGAAUAUGAUUUUGGUGAUUGCAUACUAUCAGUGAAAGAAAAAUAUGUAUGUCGAGUAUUGAAGAAAGCUAUUUGUUUUUUCAACAUUUUCUGUAUUUUAUUAUUUGCUGUGUAUUCAUCAGGCAUUAAUUUAUUUGUAAAAUAAAACAAAUCAAAACAGUUAUAA